Molecule: messenger RNA, 2069 nt
Organism: Lotus japonicus
Lineage: Eukaryota; Viridiplantae; Streptophyta; Magnoliopsida; Fabales; Fabaceae
Product: protein trichome birefringence-like 14
Exons: 5
Coding region: 297-1676 (459 amino acids)
Biological process (GO): plant-type secondary cell wall biogenesis; xyloglucan metabolic process; xylan biosynthetic process
Cellular component (GO): Golgi apparatus
Molecular function (GO): acetyltransferase activity
Source: RefSeq, a predicted model, not a curated record
CGAACCAAAAAGGAUCAUCAUCAUCAAUGACAAUCAUCUCUUUCUCCUUCAAGCACUGGGGCAACUCCGUCUUUUCGCUCCACAGACGCAGUAGUGGAUCUGCAACUGCGAGAAAACCGCCACGACACGAUUGAGCCACGGAUAGCAACUAUCAAAGGAGGCUUCAAAUCUUCCAUCAAAUCACAGAUAUGUCUCGAGGACAACAAGAAUUGCUAGUGAUAUUGUGUGAUGAUGGAUAUAUCCUGAAUGUAUAGACAAAGACAAAGAUUUGCAUUUGCUGUAGCAUAUAAGCACAGAUGAAAGGGGGGAGUCAUUUUAGCUUUCGAGUGAGGCAAAUAUCCCUAGCUCUGGUUGCUCUUGUUCUUUUCACAACUUUAAUGUGGACAUGGGAGAGUAAUCCAAUCGCUGCGACUUUAAGAUCAGCUCAAGAAUGGUACCACAUACCUUCAGGAAUUCCUGUGGAAGUCCCAACUGCUCCAGUGAGAACUAAAAAUCCAGGAAAAGGUGUGGAAAAAUCCUUAGCCCCCAUCAAAGAAAAUGGAACCGAACUACAACAUGAUGUUAAGGGUGCAGCAGCUGUAGAUUCUAUACCUGCAAAACCUCUGGAAAUUCAAUACAAUCAAGAUUUCAACUCUUCUUCCAAAAGUGAAGUUUGUAAUUAUGCCAAGGGUAACUGGGUUGCAGACAGCAAGAGGCCGCUCUAUUCCGGGUUUGGGUGUAAGCAGUGGUUAUCCUCAAUGUGGGCAUGCAGAAUGACAAAACGACCAGAUUUCUCAUUUGAGGGAUACCGCUGGCAGCCUGAAAAUUGUGAGAUGCAACAGUUUGACCGGUUUUCGUUCUUGAGAAAGAUGCAGGACAAAACAAUUGCAUUCAUUGGCGAUUCGCUGGGGCGGCAACAAUUUCAAUCUCUAAUGUGUAUGGCCUCUGGUGGAGAAGAUUCUCCAGAGGUUCAAAACGUGGGAUGGGAAUAUGGUCUGGUAAAACACCGUGGAGCUAUUCGUCCGGAUGGCUGGGCUUACAGAUUUCCCAAGACUAACACCACCAUCUUAUAUUAUUGGUCAGCUAGCUUAUGUGAUCUGGUGCCCCUUAACGUCAACGACAAGCAAACUGACAUUGCCAUGCAUUUAGACCGCCCUCCAGCUUUCAUGCAACAGUUCCUUCCUCGUUUCGAUGUUUUGGUUCUUAAUACCGGACACCACUGGAACCGGGGCAAGCUCACUGCCAACAGGUGGGUAAUGCAUGUUAAUGGAAAGCCAAAUGAAGACAAAAAGAUUGCAGAAAUAGCACAUGCCAAGAACUUAACAAUUCACAGUGUAGCCAGAUGGCUUGACAUGCAACUUGUCUUGCAUCCCCGGCUCAAAGCUUUCUUCAGGACCAUAUCACCUAGGCAUUUCUUCAAUGGAGAUUGGAACACAGGUGGAAGCUGUGAUAACACUGUCCCAUUAACCAAUGGAAGUGCGGUUAUGCAGGAAGGGUCUAGUGAUCCUGUUAUAGAGGGUGCAAUAAAGGGUACAAAGAUAAAGCUACUGGAUAUAACUGCUAUUUCUCAAUUGAGGGACGAGGCUCACAUGUCACGCUACACUAUUAGAGGAACUCUUAAUUCGAGUGACUGUUUGCAUUGGUGCCUACCUGGAGUUCCAGAUACGUGGAAUGAGCUCCUUGUUGCUCAGAUAUAGGCACACUGUCACAGUUUAGUCAACAGUAAGAAGAAAAUACAUAGGGUUAAUGGAUUUGUAAGAUGUUUGCGGGGGGAUCAGAAUCUGUCUAUUCUUUGUGGUCUAGGAAGACCAGUUAGUAUUAUUUUCUGUCAAAUGUAUUUCAUGCAUCACUAUCUUACUGAAUAGGAAUGGAAAUCAUGUAGUCCCACUCUCUCAUUUUCAGUGCAAACAGUAGGUGAAAACUUGGAUAUGUUAAGAGUCCAGAAAGAACAUAGAAUUACAAGCACGGGAUUUAUAUGUUUCGGAUUUGGUCCCAUUUGCAUGGCCAGAUUUGACAUGGCCAUACUUGAAAGGAUUUUGUAAUUUGUAUGUGUCAAUAAAGAAAAAAUGGUCUGCACAGUUUUUACUUUA